Nerophis lumbriciformis (worm pipefish) is the source of this 5240-nucleotide messenger RNA. Its product is annotated as tensin-3-like. The record is from RefSeq and is a predicted model, not a curated record. Gene Ontology annotation, biological process: dephosphorylation. Gene Ontology annotation, cellular component: focal adhesion. Lineage: Eukaryota; Metazoa; Chordata; Actinopteri; Syngnathiformes; Syngnathidae. Gene Ontology annotation, molecular function: protein binding.
GCUGCUGGGUGAAGGGGGGAGGAGGUACAGCCGGUGGGAGGACCAUCCAAGCCCGGACUUGUGGCGGCUGCAGCGCGCAGCUCCGACUGCUGAAAGAAGUGUGCUGCAGUGGCGCUUCUGUGCAAGAAAACUCAAGAGGUCUUCGGGGUCCAUCUUGCUCGUGCAAAAAAAAGGGGCUGGGAUGAGCGAGUUGACUGACGAGCUGAGGGCUCUUUGACCUCCUGACUGACAAAGGACGGCCAAGCAAGUUGCUUCCAUGCUGUCCGCCAAGGAGGGACCCAGAUUCAACAUGGAGGAGGGAUACGAGCUGGACCUGACUUAUAUUACAGAGCGCAUCAUUGCCGUGUCCUUCCCCCGGGGAUGCCUGGAAGAGAUCUACGCUCACAACCUGAAGGAUGUUACUCGAAUGCUCAAGUCCAAGCAUGCAGACAAUUACCUGAUUAUCAACCUGUCAGAGAAAAGACACGACCUGUCAAAAAUGAAUCCGAAGACUUUGGAUACAGGCUGGCCCGAUCUGCACGCCCCACCUCUGGAUAAGAUCUGCACCAUUUGCAAAGCCAUGGAGAGCUGGCUCAACGCUGACCCGCUUCACGUGGUCGUUAUACACUGCAGGGGCGGCAAGGGUCGAAUCGGCGUUGUCAUUUCAUCCUUUGUCCAUUUCACCUACGUAUCCGCCAGUGCUGAUCAGGCAUUGGACCGCUUCGCUAUGAGGAAAUACUACGACGAUAAGGUGUCUGCUCUGAUGACACCUUCACAGAAACGGUAUGUUUGGAUCCUCAACAGCCUUCUAAGUGGAUCCAUGAAGAUCAACGCCUCGCCUUUGUUCCUGCACUGCAUCAUUCUCCACGGAAUCCCCAACUUUGACUCGUCUGGAGCAUGCCGACCAUACGUCAAGGUCUACCAGGCAAUGCACAUGGUGUAUUCAUCCGGAAUUUAUCACAUCGGUCCAGGCCACAGGGGACGGAUCUGUGUCACCCUGGAGCCGGCCCAGCUUCUCAAAGGGGACAUUAUGAUUAAAUGUUACCACAAGAGUGAGGUUUCUUCCGAGCGUGAGGUUAUUUUCCAGCUGCAGUUCCACACAGGAGCAGUGCGAGGCUACAACUUGAUGUUCGAUAAAGAGGACAUGGAGGCCGCCAACAAAGAUCACAGAUUUCCAGAUUAUGGCAAAGUAGAGCUGGUUUUCUCCGAGGGACCAGAGAAAAUUCCAGGUGCUGACAGAUGGCAGAAUGGCGUGGAUGUUACUGUGGACUACAACACCGCUGACCCGCUCACCCGCUGGGACUCUUACCAGAACAUGUGUGAUGUUGAAGCACCUCGCUCUCAAAACCUAAGUCAGGAUAAACCGUCUACCAAGAGUAACCCCAACAGAAUAGAGGCAACGCUGGGUCGAGGGGCCUGCACUACCUCAGCUACAUCCAGUCCUGACCACAGCGACCACGCCCUUUCGGUCAGCAGCGAUUCUGGCCUGUCAAGCACCUCCCUUUUGGUGGACAGACCCACACCUUCGUCCAUUACUGUCACCUCUGCAACCAUCCGCUCCAACAAGGGUCCCAGCCAGCAGGAGAAAGUCCAGCUCAAACGGCUGUUAAGCGGAAUUGGAGUUGAAGACCCCUCGCUGGAGGAGAUGGAGGAUCCAGUCCCACCAGUGGCCAUCCAUCAAAUAGUCCCAGCGCAAGUGCACAUUAACGGUGAUCCCCGUUCUCAAGAGAGGGAGACUGACAUCCUGGACGAUGAAGUCAUUACAGGGCAUGACCUGCAUAGUGUGGACAGCUUUGGAACAUUGUCAUCAUCCUGCCACAAGAGCAGCCAGAACUCCCUCCUCUCUGAUGGCUUUGGUAGUCCUGGAGGAGAGGAGCAGCAAAGCCAAAGCCAGACCCAUGUUCACCACCCUGUACCUUCUGCCAUAGAGGACUAUGAGAGACAUUAUGGUGAAGCCAGAAGGGUCCAUCCUGGCUCUAGGAGCAACCCGGUGAUCACUUCCAACCCAAGUAGCACUUCCGUGCCAAAGCAGCACGUCUACAGACAGGGAAGCUACUCCACACAUUCAUGGGUCCGCCAACAGCAGAUGGUUGCUGCGCAACAGCUCAUCUACAUGCCUGAGGAUGGAAAUGAGACGGAAAGGUACCCAGGUAACAAAAAAGGGAGUAGUUCACCUAAAGACGGCUUGUCCAUGGAGCGGCAGGACUCAACUUCUCUGAGAUGUACAACUCCUCAUAAAGAACAGGCAUCGAUCAACAAUAACAACAAUAACAAAAGGGAUGAGGAGUUCAAAUCUCUGACGAUUGACAUUGACAACUCCAUAGACCAACUCAAUCAGCUCAUCAUGGACCUGGAUCCCGCGUUCAUGCCUCGCUGCGGCCAAAGCGGGUCCAUGAAGAGGAACGGUGGCAACCACGUAAACGACUCAACUUCCAAAUGCUCAAACGGCAUCGAUGUCAGAUUCAGUGACAAAAACACACAACAGACAGCUGUCCAGUCCAUUGAAGGUCAUGGGGAGGUCACACGAUCUCUCAGCCGUCAAGGAAGUGAUGUCACGGAUCUCCCAAGCUUCUGUAGCUCAGGUUGGGUGGCACCAGAGUACAGUAGCCAGAGGGUGUACUCCCCCUGUGUGCCACAGUCUCAGCUUACAAUGUUGUGCAGGAACGACAGUAUUGACUACAAGGGACAGGGCCCAGACACGGACAGCGGGGUUGAAGCCGGGUGUGACGUCACUCCACCAACACCAGCCUUCCCUAUAUCUCCACCUACACCGUAUGUGAAAAAUAUGUCGGAAUUCACUCAUGCCUUCCAGCAAACACCAUGUCUUCGCAUGCAGUCUUUUGGAGCGGACAGAAGAGACCAUGAAUUGCGGGGAUAUCCAGAGAUGAUAAAUCACUCUGGAGUUAAUGUGUCAAAUUCCACUAUCAACUGCCACAGGACACUAAAUGCUGCACACUCUGCCUCCGUUGUUGUCUCCCAUCAGAGGACAGACAGUCCAUUAGUUAACCAGGCCUGUCAGGGUGACCAUCAGACCUCGCUGAGCAACGUCUCUUCCUCCAAACAAUCCCCGCAGCGCUCUGCAUCACUGGAAUAUGGCCACCAUCAUGUCCACCCGGCGCCUAAUGCCCAUAGUUCGCCUCGUAGCAGCCAGCAAAGCCGUAUGGAUCGCUAUGCCUUGAGCCGCAGUCCAGCCCAAAGUUUUGAAGAGCAAGAGGACACUGGUCGAGGUUAUGGUUCGGAUUGUCUGGCUGCCACCUUGUCUCUGCUGGGAAACGGUGGUAUGGAAAGGGAUAUACUCAACUCUUUGGAUGGGAAUCACUCGCAGCUCCUCCAGUCGCAAACCCCACAUCUGCCUGAAAAGAAGAGAGCUUCCGACGGGGAGCAUUCGCUGCGAACAGCCUCUCCGGCGCUGAGUGGGUUCUCAAGUCCGCACAGUGGGAGCUCGCUGAGUAUCCCCUUCCCUAACAUCUUGCCAGAUCUGUCUGCUCAUUUGCAAGGAACAGGCUCACUUCUGCCAGAUGUACUUACCAGCAAGCAGGUUACUGUUAAAUUUGUCCAGGACACAUCCAAAUUCUGGUACAAGCCUGACAUAUCAAGAGACCAAGCCAUUUCAGUCCUAAAGGACAAGGAGCCAGGCUGCUUCAUUGUGCGGGACAGCCAUUCCUUCAGGGGGGCCUACGGGCUAGCAAUGAAGGUGGCCACACCUCCACCUUCAGUUCUCCAGCAGACCAAGAAAGGCGGAGAUCUUUCUAAUGAGCUAGUACGCCACUUCCUGAUUGAGUGCACGCAGAAGGGGGUUCGCUUGAAGGGUUGCCCCAAUGAGCCCUAUUUUGGAAGUUUAACUGCGCUAGUUUGCCAACAUUCAAUUACUCCCUUGGCUCUACCUUGUAAACUCAUCAUUCCAGACAGAGACCCUCUAGAGGACGUUGUGGAGAACACGCCGCAAUCAGUCACCAACUCUGCUGCAGAGCUGCUCAAACAAGGAGCAGCUUGUAACGUGUGGUACCUGGGCUCGGUGGACAUGGAGUCCCUGACGGGGGUCCAGGCGGUGCAGAAGGCCACCGGUAUGACCUUGGGCUCCAACCCCCCUCCAACUUCCACGGUGGUCCAUUUCAAGGUGUCCUCACAGGGAAUCACCCUCACUGACAACCAGAGGAAACUUUUCUUCAGGAGGCAUUACAACGUCAACACUGUCAUAUUUUGCGCUUUGGACCCUCAAGAUAGAAAGUGGAAAAAAGAUGGCUGUCCAUCAGCAAAGAUUUUUGGGUUCGUGGCCAGGAAAAGCGGCACUUCCAUGGACAACGUGUGUCACCUAUUUGCAGAGCACGACCCCGAGCAGCCAGCCAGCGCCAUCGUCAAUUUUGUGUCCAAGGUGAUGAUUGGCUCCCAAAAGAGUAAGUAAGGGGCCCCUCCCUCACCUGGAGAGACAAAGAACUGGAAAUAGCAGGAAUAUUCUGCUGACAGUGAACUUGUAGGACUUCAUUUACACUGCAAAGGCAUUCACGUUGUUGAUUCAUCUGAACACUUCCCCUCUUGCUAAGUGUGUAUAAUUUGCUUCCAUGGGAUACUCGCCGUGCAUAUUUGAUCUAUGCAACAUAAAAUUCUAUUUUUUUAAGCCUAUACUUACACAUGUGUGAGCAUAUAAGUCUUCCUUUUAUUAAGUUGUAUGUGAAUGUGAUCACUUUUAAAGAAAGAGUGCGAGAGACAUAAAAAAAAAGGGCAAAAAAACCUGAAAAUAAAUAUUUUAAGUAAACCCCUUAAUAUAUACUAUUAUAUUUGUCUAUUUCUUCCCUGACAUGAGCUGGUUGCAAAAUAAAUUCAAAUACAUUUGUGUGAGCAACAUUAAAAAAACAUUAAAUCUUAUUUAAUAUUUAAUGGCAAAUUCUGAACUAGCCCUUUUAAAUCACUUCAUAACAAAUAAUUGUCAAUGUUUUCCCCUUUAGCUGUUUAGUCCUAUAUGGCGUCCUCUAGUUGAGGCGUGUCUCACACUUGCAAUUGCACAAAUAAAGAACCAUUCCUCCCAUAUUCGUUUGUAUAUUAUGCAUUAAAACUUGCUCUUGAAGCUAUAUUAUCCAUUUUUUGUGUGGAUGUUGUGUAACAUUUAUUUGCCAUGUUCUUUUACCACAAUGCUAACAAAAAUGGCCAUGUGUAUCUGUACCUCAUGUAUACUGGACCUGUGUUCACGCAUGUCAUCUUUUAUUAUUUGUAUAAUGAAUGUUUUUUUUUUUUUAAUGUGUUCUGUAAAUAAACAAUAAGAAACA